UAUUACAAUUCACAACACCGCCGAAAACAUUUUAUAAUUCAAGUGUAACAUUACUCAAAUUUCAAAGCUUGGACACUGAUUUUGCAUGGACAUGCCACCCAGUUCAACCCAUGUUGGUGCUGCGUCUUCUGCAUACAGAGGAGUCCGCAAGAGAAAAUGGGGCAAGUGGGUCUCCGAAAUCCGCGAGCCGGGAACCAAGACCCGAAUUUGGCUCGGAAGUUUCGAGACGCCGGAGAUGGCCGCCGCCGCCUACGACGUGGCGGCGUUGCAUUUCCGCGGCCGCGACGCCAGGCUCAACUUCCCCGAGCUCGCAAGCACGCUGCCACGCCCCGUCAGCAACAAUGCCGACCACAUACGCAUGGCGGCGCACGAGGCGGCCCUGAGGCUCCGAACCAACCCCGCCCCGCCGGAGAUUGAGAUAGGAGGCGGUUCCUCGACGGCGCCGCCGCUGACAGUGAGACUCUCCCCCACUCAGAUUCAGGCCAUCAAUGACUGCCCCAUGGACUCCCCUCAGACGUGGAUGCAAAUGCCGGACACUUUCAUGAUGCACGAUCAAUCCAUGAUGUUCGCAAAUGGUUAUGCCUUUGAAGACAACGAGUGGGAGGAUAUGCAGAAUGAUUCUCUCUGGGAUCCUUAGAUACAUACAUACGUAUACAUAUACCUAGAUACAUACUUACGUACAUUCACACGGUAUACCAACAGUGAAGAAUACACCACAUACGAUAUACCAGUAUUUGCUAUUAGUUUAUUGUGGUUACGUUACGUUUCAUUACAUUAUAUCCUGUGACUAAUCAAUUAAUUAUGGUGAAGUGACAACAACGGUGACACUGACGCCAUGUCUCUCCAUUUGACCAGUCCUAGGUUUUGAAAAUAAGAGGCGUGGAGGAGCAUGCCACCAUGCCAUUGCUUCCUUUUUCUUUUUGUUCUUUCCUCCAUGGAUGAGUGAGAUUUGGAAGUACCUAGACUAGCUCCCGGAGAUGAAUUAGCAAGAAAAGAUCACACUUUGGAGGGACCCAGUAGAGAUUAGUGUAACUACUUGUUGUGGGAGAGAUUUGUUUAAUUAAAGAUUUUUUAUUUAAGAUUAUUAGUGGGUGGGAUUUGUUCUGUGUACCAGAUAAGCCACGAACUCUGUUUAUUGGCUGUGUUUUAUAGGCUGUGGAAGAGUGUAGUGUGGUUUUAUUCUAUUAGUAAAUAGAUUAAGCUGAUGUAUUGGAUUGGAACUCCAUUAAUACAAUCUUCUCAGAUUAUCCAA
This is a messenger RNA of Vigna angularis (adzuki bean), 1252 nucleotides long. RefSeq names its product ethylene-responsive transcription factor ERF021. Lineage: Eukaryota; Viridiplantae; Streptophyta; Magnoliopsida; Fabales; Fabaceae. The transcript has a single exon. Gene Ontology annotation, biological process: regulation of DNA-templated transcription. The record is from RefSeq and is a predicted model, not a curated record. Bases 86 to 637 code for a protein of 183 amino acids. Gene Ontology annotation, molecular function: DNA binding; DNA-binding transcription factor activity.